Messenger RNA from Rosa rugosa (rugosa rose), 1251 nucleotides. Its product is annotated as receptor-like protein 2. The coding region runs from base 1 to 1251 and encodes 416 amino acids. The transcript has a single exon. The record is from RefSeq and is a predicted model, not a curated record. Lineage: Eukaryota; Viridiplantae; Streptophyta; Magnoliopsida; Rosales; Rosaceae. Gene Ontology annotation, molecular function: protein binding.
AUGGGAACCAACAACUUGGGAGGUGAUAUCUCCAUGGUCAAUUUUUCCAAACUUAGCCAACUUAGUAAACUUGGCUUGCGGAAAAAUAACUUCUUUGGUAUCUUGCCGAGAAGCAUCUACUCGUGCAAGUUCUUGAAAGCAAUUCAUGUGAACUACAAUAAUCUAGAGGUUCAAAUACAGCCUGAAAUUCUUUCAUUGAAAUCCCUGUCCUACCUCUCACUUGGUUCGAACAAAGGUUUGACCAAUGUGACAGGGGCAAUGAAGAAACUGAUGGGUUGCAAACGUCUCGUACUUGUUUCCUUGGGAUCUAGUCUUUUAGGUGAGGAAAUGCCGAACGGUGUUGAAAUGGCGGAUUUUAAUGGAUUUCAAAAUCUUCGACUUUUAGAUUUGAGUUCAUGUAACCUUAGUGGUAUAAUUCCCUCAUGGCUAUCGAAGCUGAAAAUGUUACAGGUCUUGGAUCUGAAUCGCAACAGAAUCACAGGCUCAAUUCCAAGUUGGCUGGGCACUCUUCCAAGGUUGCAAAGUUUAGUAAUGGACUUCAACCAACUUUCUGGAGAAUUUCCAAAGGAAUUGUGCACACUACCUAUGUUAGUAUCUAGACAAGCUACAGCUCAAGUAGGUCGUUUUUAUCUUGAACUGCCUAUCUACUACCACCCUAGUGCUGAUGCAAUAACAAAACAGUACAAUUAUUUAUUUUUUGUCCCAGUUAUAUACCUAAGUCACAAUUGCCUUAGUGGGAAUAUACCUAUUGAGAUUGGCCAAUUGCAGCUUCUUCAUGAGCUGGAUCUUAGUGCUAACAACUUCUCCGGCAACAUUCCAGACCAGAUAUCUAACCUAAAGUACAUGGAGAGACUGGAUCUCUCCAUGAACCAUUUGUCUGGAAAAAUCCGGGCAUCAUGCACAGGUCUUAAUUUCUUAUCAAGUUUCAAUGUCUCGUACAAUAAUCUUGGAGGACCAAUACCAUCAAGCACUCAACUCCAAAAUUUCAAUGCUUCUGCAUUUGAGGGGAAUCUGAAACUUUGUGGUGCCCCACUGCCAAAUAAGUGUCAGACAACAAAAGGUGCUGAUGCACCUGAUAUGAGCACCCAAGAUGUAGACACCAAGGAGCAUCAAAUUCCAUGGUUUUAUGUUUCUGUUACACUUGGGUUCAUUACCGGAUUUUGGGGAGUCUGUGGUCCUUUAGUGCUGAUGAGAAAGUGGAGGUAUGCAUAUUACCAUUUCCUUGACAAUGUACAAGACAGGUUCUUGUGA